Fomitiporia mediterranea MF3/22 is the source of this 949-nucleotide messenger RNA. RefSeq lists its product as uncharacterized. Lineage: Eukaryota; Fungi; Basidiomycota; Agaricomycetes; Hymenochaetales; Hymenochaetaceae. Bases 1 to 900 code for a protein of 299 amino acids. Gene Ontology annotation, cellular component: peroxisomal membrane; peroxisomal importomer complex. Gene Ontology annotation, molecular function: signaling receptor binding. The record is from RefSeq and is a predicted model, not a curated record. Gene Ontology annotation, biological process: protein import into peroxisome matrix, docking. The transcript is spliced from 5 exons.
AUGGCCUCUCCGGAACGAGCUGAACUUUUAAAAAACGCACUUGCAUUUCUUUCGGAUCCCAAGAGCCAAGAAGCUACCCUCACCCAGCGCAUCCAGUUUCUCGAGGCCAAGGGCUUGACUCCUUCGGAGAUUGAACAUGUUUUAAGACAGGCAUCUUUAAAACAGAAUGCAAGCAUGCCAUCCCCUCAGUAUCAGGUUCCGUACCAGUAUGGACCUCCUCCAUAUCCUGUAUACGGCCCGCAUCCGUCUCAGCAGCCAUUGGACUGGAGGGACUAUUUCAUCAUGGCUGUUGUUUCCGGAAGUCUGGUAUAUGGCGCAGUCUCCUUAGCCCGCAAAUACUUGUUGCCCCAUUUAAGACCACCGACAUCGACUGCCUAUGAAGCAGACAGAGAUGCUUUGUCGGAGCAAUUUGACGCUGCUGAGAAAAUGUUGAAGGAAAUUCAGGCUGAAACUGCAGCAGUUCGCCAAGCGGUUGAAGAACAGAAGGUUAAGGUUGAACAGACCACACAAGAUGUCGAUGCAUGCGUAAAAGAAAUGCGCGAAGGGGAGUCUCGGACUCGAGACGAAAUGCGGGAGAUCAGGGAGGAAAUUAAUUCCAUCCGAGAAAUGCUACCAAAAAUGAUUGAAAAGAACAAAGAAAGCCAGUCCCAAUCCUUAGGCGAACUCCAGCAAGAGCUCAAGUCUCUUAAAGCUCUUCUCUUGAGCCGAGGACCAGCUUACCCGACCGCACCAUCUCCUUCCUUACCAAGUUUCGUCGGACGACCUUCAAUACCUGCAUGGCAACUUACCGGAAAUGGGUCCUCAGAUCCUCCUGUCGUACCAGCACCGUCAAAUAGCGCCCCUCCGAGUACAAACGGGAUAGGGAAUUCUAUAGAUGAUAAUGCGAAGAAGGAAGACUGAAGGCUGGUAAAACGGCAUGACUGGAUUUUUUUUACGCGCAAGUUAUAUU